GAGAGAGAGCAACUUUUCCUUUUUCUUAUUCAAUUCUCUCUUCUUUCGGUACCGCCCAAUCCUCCUUUUUUUCACAAUCUCCAUCUGUCAAAUUCUGAAUGUGAAUACACAAACUCAACAAAGCACAACACAACACAACACAACAGAGCAUUCAUGUAAGGAUUUAGCUGUUGCUGAUUCAAAAAGCAAACAAGAAAAAAAAGGAAGAAGGAAAAAGUGCAAAGCAGAGGAUUCUAUAUUGCUUUUUUGGGCACUCCUCAACCCUGAUUGGAAACGAGAAGGUUUUUGGAGUGAGAAAAGAAGAUAGAGAAAUGGGCGUUGAGAUUAUGGAGAUUGGAGUUCAAAUCAGGAAAGUUGUGAUCUAUUCGAUCAGAACAUUUUACAGAUCGGUUUGUAAUCAUCCAUUUCUUGUUGGUUUGGUGUUUGUUUUGAUUUUCCUGCACAGAUCAUUUCCUUUUCUGUUUUCCCUUUUGGUUUCUGCUUCCCCUGUUCUUGUUUGCACUGCUAUUUUGCUUGGAACUCUCUUGAGUUUUGGGCAAACGAAUAUACCUGAAAUUGAGAAGGAAGAGAAGACAACAACUCAUGAGAUUGCGUCCCUGAAAACUGGGAUUCAAAGAGAUGACACUGUUGUUGAGAGAGAUGAAAGUUUUGUGGUAGAGAAGUACACUGGGAAGAGAAGGGAUGUAGUAGAGAAGCCGAUUGAAGAAGCAAGUUCUGCAGCAGAUAUGGUCAGUGAAGUUGAUAAAAGUGAUGGUGAUUUGGUUUAUGGUGCACCACUGAUUGAAGAGAAUUCCCGGGAAAUUCAAUUAGAGAAGCCGGUGAUUGAGGAAGCAGAUAGAGAAUUACACUACUCGGGAUUGAAAACAAAUGCUGAAACGAUUAAAGAGAUAGUUGCCGAUAGGGAAUUUUUUGAGAAUCAGUAUUCUCGGAUUGAAAAUGUGGAAGAUGAAAAUGUUGAAUUGCAACGUGACCAAUCACCAAUAGAAUCCAUUGAUUCUCGUAUGGCAGAUCGUGCAGACAGUUCUCCAAGUUCACUGUGGAAACGAGAGGAGGAGGAGGAGGAGGAGGAAGUGGAUGAUGAGGGUUCAGAUUCUGGGUCUGAUCGGGCUGAGAGUUCCUCUCCUGAUGCUUCAAUGACUGACAUCAUUCCAAUGCUCGAUGAGCUCCAUCCCCUUUUAGAUGAAGAUGCUCCUCAACCUACUCAUAUGUCUCAUGAUGGCUCUGAUGCCGGUUCAGAGCGGUCUCAGAGAUCAAGCAAUUGCACUAAUGACUCCAACGAGGAUAAUGAAAACCAAGACCAGGAAGCUGGUGAUGAUGAUGAUAAUGAGGAUGAUGAUGAUGAAGAGGAAGAAGAGACACAUGGUGACAAAGAUGAUGCAGUGAAGUCUGUUAUCACAUGGACUGAUGAUGAUCAAAAGAAUCUCAUGGAUUUGGGGACUUCUGAGCUAGAAAGAAACCAACGGCUGGAGAGUCUUAUUGCCAGAAGAAGGGUACGGAGGAUGAUGACCGAGAAGAACUUGAUAGACUUGGAAAGUUCCGAUCUUCCCUUCAAUAUUACCCCUGUUUCAACAACACGGCGCAACCCUUUUGAUCUACCUUUUGAUUCCAAUGACAACAUGGGAUUACCGCCCAUUCCUGGCUCUGCUCCUUCUAUUAUGUUACAAAGACGUAACCCUUUUGAUCUUCCUUAUGAUUCGAGUGAAGAGAAACCCAAUCUCAUGGAAGAUGGUUUUGAACAAGAGUUUAUGCCAUUUGCUCCUAAGGAGGUGUUCUUCCGUAGGCAUGAAAGUUUUAAUGUGGGACCAUCGUUCUUUGGGCCUCCUAAGCAGGAGAAGCAAGAUAUCAAGUUUAAACCCUAUUUUGUACCAGAACGGAUGGCUUCAGAAGGGACUAGCUAUUCCUCUUUUCAAAGGCAAUCGAGCGAGCUUAGUGAUUCGAAGGUGAGUUCUGUUCCUGAAACGGAUUCAAUCUGUUCAGUUGGGGACCAGGAUGAUAAGAAGCUCAUUGAAGAAGAAUUUUCUCAAGCAGCAGAGCUGAUCUCAGAUGUAGAUGUAGAGCAUCCUUCUGAGCUUGUUGGACAUGGAAGUGAAUCCUCUGAAGAUGUAGAUGUUGUCGGUUCAGCUGAGGACGAGGAUGAUACGAAGCUCAUUGAAGAAGAUUUAUCUCAAGAAGCAGAGCAGAUAUCAGAUACAGAGCACCCUGCUGAGCAUGUUGGACAUGGAAGCGAAUCCUCUGAAAAUGCCGAUUCUGUGGAACUAUGCCAAUCUGAGAAGAUAGGCACUGAGCAUGAUGAGCUUGAAAUGGUGUCUAGCAUUUCUGAAACAAGAGAUGUAGCUACUCAUGACGAACAGGGUGCAGGUGAAACUCAUCUGAAUACAGGAUCUGAUGAAGUUAAUUACAGUAGUAGAUCGAGCUUGUCAUCAUUGUCAGAAGUACACGAAAGGAUCUUUGAUGAGAAAGAAGGUGAAGUGUCGACAAGUUUGGAGCCUAAAAAAGAGAAUGUUAUUGAGGAGUCUGGCAUAUCAAAUCAACGUUCGUUAGAAGAGUCAGACUUCAAUAUUACCAUUGGGUUGGUUGAUGACAGUCAACACAAGGAGCCUGUUUAUGAUUCAAGCCCACCGGCGGUUCAGAAGAACCUCUCUUCUUCCUCCAUGUCCUCUGACCUGCCAGUAGAAUCAUCUGAAAUGGGUUUUGCACCAGAGUUGGUUAAAAGAACUGAGUCUUUUUCAGAUAGAAAAUCUGAUGUGGGUAAUCAAAGCAAAGCAUCAGAUACUCCUAGUAAUGAACAGAUUUUAGCAGACUCAUCAGAGGUACAUCCAGUGGAUAAAAAUGAAUUGGUAACAAGUGGGAUUUCUGAGAAAGCUGAGCACAUUGCUUUGAAUCGUGGGUUCUCAGGAGAUGACCAAAAAUUAGAUGGUGCAAAUGCAUCAAUAGUGCCUGAAGCUGUUGCUGAGCAUGUUUCAAUUGACUUAAAACCAUCUUCAGGCGCUGAAGCAGUGGAGGACCGUCUGAUCUAUCAGGAUGGAAGUUAUCAGCAUGAACAGAACCAAGUUCCCUCGUUGAGCUUUGGUACAAAUAUCGAUGUUGCAGUCCACCAAGAUUUAGGUCAGGAUUUGGCUUCUAGUUCUGAACAUACAUCUUCUGAAGAUUUAAGUGUGACGGCUCCAAAGGAGAAACAGCCUUCAGUGGUUUAUGAGCAAGUUACAGGUAUUCACCCUGUUGCAUCUUCUUCUGAAAAUGAAUCAAUAGAAGAACAUACAAUCAAUGAAGAAGGAGCUCUUCGGAUUAAACAAGAUCAAGUCUACUCAUCAAGUUCUGAUGCAAAUUUCCAUGUUGGCAUUGACCAAGAAGCAAAUGAGGAGCAGUUGUCCACACAUUCAGAAAGUGUUUGUGAAGAAAAACCCAUGUAUGAGUUGGAGGAACAGCCGCCGUUGUCAGACAAAGCUAUGGUUGAAUUAUCUUCUGAAAAUCAUGAAGAAUUGCGAGAACAACCAAUUAUUCAUGUGGAGUCUAUUGUGGAUUCAGAAGUCCAGCCCGAAAACAAAGUUUCUUCAAAUAUCUACUCAUCUACAGUCUCUGGUACCGGAUCACCAAGAAGUUUAUCAGAUUUGAAAGAUGAUUACCUUGCUGGAGUUGGGAAUCAAGACCACAUUCCAGUUCAACCCUUCAAUUUUCCUGAGGAAGUGAUUGGUUCUCAGGUUCGUGAACAAGAUAUGAUGGAAGAGGCUGAUGAGAUCAAGGAGAUAGAUGAAGGGUUACUAAUGGAAUUGGAUGCAGUUGGCGAUUUUAGCGUCCAAGAGUUGGGAUCAAACUUGAAUGAGAUUGAAAAUAACCGAAUUCUUGGAGAAGAGAUGAAUUCAGAGAUGCUUCUUGUUGAAGCACAAUCACUUGAAGAUAUUGAUUCCAUUUUUAAGAAAACUGAACCGGUGGCAAUAAAAACUGAAGUUGAGAUUGAGAUACCACACACGGGUCAAAUUAAAGAAGAGAUCAAUUCUGGGAUGGCAGAAUUUGAAGCACAAUCACUUGAAGAUAGUGACAAAGAAAUUAAAAAGGAUGUUGUUGAAGAAACUAAAGCUGAGUGUUCUGAACAUGGGAUGUCCAAUGAAGAUUCGAGUCUCGCAGACACCAAGAUGGAGUUACCAGUUGUUGAAGCAAGAUCAAUUGAAGAUAUUAAUUUGGUUUUUAAACAGCUUCACGACAAUGAGAGAUCCAACAGUCCCAGUUCGGUUGAUGACAGGCGCGAUGUUGAAUCCAAAGAUCCAGCAGAAACCUAUUCAGACUUGCAUGUCGAAAGCCAAAGCGAGCCUAGUUCAGUAUAUGACAGGCUUGAUGUUGUAGAAUCCAAAGAUCCAGAAGAAACUAGUUCAAACUUGGUUGCUGAUGUGGAUCUAAAGCCGGCCUCAGAAGGUAAUGUAGACAAGCCAAUGAAGUCAGAUUUUAAAGAUGGUUCGGAAGAAAGUGAAUCAAAUGAAGUGGGUUCUACCAGGGAGAUUGAAUCAAGCAUCAAAGAGCCAACUGUAGACAAGCCUGUGAUGUCAGCUUUUAAAGAUGGUUCGCAAGAAAGUGAGUCAAAUGGAGUGGGUUCCUCCAAGGAGAUUGAAUCAAGCAUCAAAGAGCCCGGUGUAGACAAUCUGAUGAAGUCAGAUUUAAAAGAUGGUUUGGAAGAAAGUGAGUCAAAUGAAGUGGGUUCCUCCAAGGAAACUGAAUCAAGCAUCAAAGAGCCCAGUGUAGACAAGCUCGUGAAGUCAGAUUUUAAAGAUGGUUCGGAAGAAAGUGAAUCAAAUGAAGUGGGUUCUGCCAAAGAGAUUGAAUCAAGCAUCAAAGAGCCCAGUGUACCAGAAACUAGCACAAACGCCUCCACUGAACAACCAGACCAUGGAGUUCAAAAGUUUGAUGAUUUAAAUUUGAACAUGUCUGGUGACAAAGGUAAGAAGAAAAAGUCUCAUAAGUCCAGCUCCAGCUCCAGCUCUAGCUCGAGCUCUAGUGAUUCUGAGUAGAGAGUGAAAAUGCAGGUAAAAGAAAAAGGCAAAAAAAAAAAAAAAAAGAAAGGAAUUUGGUGUUUGAGUUUUCCUCUUUAAUGGGAGUUUUGGUCUUCUAGUUUGGUUACUUUUUUGUGUUUUGGAUAAGAGAAAUCGGGUUUUGUUCAUUUCCUUUCAGGUAACAUCUUUAACUGAUUUAUUCCUUCAAGAAUGAGUUUUGGUUUGAUUUCUUGAAGUGUGAAAUUUUCUUGUUUUCAGUUCUUGAAUUUUUCGAAGUAAACAGUUUGAGGCUUGUUGGGAGAGAGAUCGUUUUUCCUUUCAUGUUGUAAAUUAAAUUGUUGAAAAAGGUUGCGGUUUGAGUGUUUUCUAAAAACGUAUUGUGCAAUUUGUUUUUCCUCUGAAUAUUUCAUGUGGAUAUCGAUAUAUGGUUAAGCUUGUUUUGGUA
Messenger RNA from Camellia sinensis, 5424 nucleotides. Its product is annotated as cardiomyopathy-associated protein. The record is from RefSeq and is a predicted model, not a curated record. Lineage: Eukaryota; Viridiplantae; Streptophyta; Magnoliopsida; Ericales; Theaceae.